Cynocephalus volans (Philippine flying lemur) is the source of this 984-nucleotide messenger RNA. It is a transcript of the gene BARHL1, whose product is annotated as BarH like homeobox 1. Gene Ontology annotation, biological process: regulation of DNA-templated transcription. The coding region runs from base 1 to 984 and encodes 327 amino acids. The record is from RefSeq and is a predicted model, not a curated record. Lineage: Eukaryota; Metazoa; Chordata; Mammalia; Dermoptera; Cynocephalidae. Gene Ontology annotation, molecular function: DNA binding; DNA-binding transcription factor activity, RNA polymerase II-specific. The transcript is spliced from 3 exons.
AUGGAAGGCUCCAAUGGCUUUGGGAUCGACUCCAUUCUCUCCCACCGCGCGGGCAGCCCCGCCCUUCCCAAGGGGGACCCCUUGCUUGGGGACUGCCGCUCGCCCCUGGAGCUGAGUCCACGCUCAGAGAGCAGCAGCGACUGCUCUUCGCCAGCCUCUCCAGGAAGGGACUGUCUGGAGACAGGCACCCCGCGGCCUGGUGGGGCAUCCGGCCCAGGUUUGGACUCUCAUCUGCAGCCCGGGCAGCUCUCAGUCCCGGCCCAGUCGCGCACCGUCACCUCCUCCUUUCUGAUCAGGGACAUCCUUGCCGACUGCAAACCACUCGCGGCCUGUGCACCCUAUUCUAGCAGCGGGCAGCCGGCGGCCCCUGAGCCUGGGGGCCGCCUUGCGGCCAAGGCCGGGGAGGACUUUAGAGACAAGCUGGACAAAAGUGGCAGCAACGCCUCAUCGGAUUCUGAGUAUAAAGUGAAGGAGGAGGGUGACCGCGAGAUCUCCAGCUCGAGGGACAGUCCCCCGGUGCGCCUGAAAAAGCCACGCAAGGCGCGCACGGCCUUCACCGACCAUCAGUUGGCGCAGCUGGAGCGCAGCUUCGAGCGGCAGAAGUACCUGAGCGUGCAGGACCGCAUGGAGCUCGCCGCCUCGCUCAACCUCACCGACACGCAGGUCAAGACCUGGUACCAGAACCGCAGGACUAAAUGGAAGCGACAGACGGCCGUCGGGUUGGAGCUGCUGGCGGAGGCAGGCAAUUACUCAGCGCUCCAGCGGAUGUUCCCGUCGCCUUAUUUCUACCCGCAGAGUCUAGUUUCCAACCUGGACCCCGGCGCCGCGCUCUACCUGUACCGCGGCCCCAGCGCGCCGCCGCCGGCCCUGCAGAGACCGCUGGUGCCCCGCAUCCUCAUCCACGGACUCCAGGGCGCCGGCGAGCCGCCCCCGCCGCUGCCCCCGCUGGCCGGCGUCCUCCCGCGCGCCGCGCAGCCCCGGUGA